AUGCGCUUCCGCACGCAAUUAAAGGACACAAAGACCUUCUCAAAAUUAACGGCCUCACUCUCCUCUCUCGGCAAAGUAUGCUGGAUGCGACUGGAGUACGAUGUGGUGCGCUUCACCAUCAUCCCAGACCAAGGAACCCAAGUAUGGGCUCAGAUACCUGUUGACACAAUCUUCGAAGAAAACACCUACGAAAUGGAAUCCAACUCCGAAGCAAUAAACAUCGAAAUCAACAUCUCAAACCUAAACCGCGCCCUCCGCUCAACAUUCGGCUCAUCCCAAUCCCAACUCCGCCUCACAAAAAAGGACAAAAUGCCCCUGUUAGCUCUAACAGUCCUAUCAACCGACUGGACCGAAGGAAACAUGGCCCUAGCCACCGAAGACCAAGACCAAUCCAGCGAGGUAACAGGAGAUCGACGGGCCCGCGAACGCGAAACUCGCAUCACGCAGGAAAUUCCUAUUAAAAUCCUGCACGAGUCGGCUGUUGAUGGGCUUCAUGAACCGCAUUGUCCGGACCCGGAUGUUCAUAUUAUUUUACCCGGGUUGGCGCAGUUGAAGAGUAUUUCAGAUCGAUUUAACAGGCUUGCGUCUACGGAUUCGAAGAGUAAAUUCCAGCAGACGGGGAUGGUGGGGGCAGUGGAGUCGUCGACGACGGGUGCGAAUUCAAAUUCGAAUGCGCCUACUUCGGGAUCAGGCCUUUCGUCAUCUUCAGGGCCCAAAUUGGAAUUAUCGGCCAACAUGCAUGGGAAAUUGAAACUUGCUAUUGUGACGGAUGAGUUGAGGAUUGCGAGUGUUUGGUCUGCAUUGGUGAAUCCGCCUCUUGAUCCGGCUCAUAUUUCGGAGCAGCAGUUGUCGCAGUUGCCGAGUGAGCGGAUGCGGGGGGUUGGCGAGGAUGAUGAAUCUGGUUGGGCGAAGGUGAGAAUUGAUGGGAAGGAUUGGAGUCGGGUUUUGAGUGUUGGAAGGCUUAGUCCGAAGGUUGUUGCUUGUUUUAUAAAUGAGACGGCUCUCGUGCUUUAUGUUUACCUACCUGGCAGUUGGAAUGGGGAAGAGUCGUGUUUGACGUAUUACAUCAACUCGUUCGCAGCAUGA
Messenger RNA from Penicillium cosmopolitanum, 1086 nucleotides. RefSeq names its product checkpoint protein HUS1 family protein. Gene Ontology annotation, cellular component: site of double-strand break; nucleolus; checkpoint clamp complex. The transcript is spliced from 5 exons. The record is from RefSeq and is a predicted model, not a curated record. The coding region runs from base 1 to 1086 and encodes 361 amino acids. Gene Ontology annotation, biological process: meiotic DNA integrity checkpoint signaling; double-strand break repair via homologous recombination; telomere maintenance. Lineage: Eukaryota; Fungi; Ascomycota; Eurotiomycetes; Eurotiales; Aspergillaceae.